GUUCUUGGCUGACAGGAGAGGUACCUGAUGUGGUCUUCUGCUGUUGUAGCCCAUCCACUUCAAAGCUUGACAUGUUGUGCAUUCUGAAAUGCAUUUCUGCUCGCCAUGGUUGUAAAGAGUGAUCAUUUGAGUUAUUGUCACCUCCCUGUCAGCUCGAACCAAUCUGGCCACUGUCCUCUUACCUCUCUCAUCAAAAAGGCAUUUCUGCCCGCAAAACUCAUUGGAUGUUUUUUUGUUUUUUUUGUAAAAGCUACAGACUGUUGUGGUGAAAAUCCCAGGAAAUCAGCAUGUCUGGCACCAACAACCAUGCCAUAGUCACAUUUUUUCUCCAUUCUGAUGUUUGAUGUGAACAUUAACUAAGGCUCUUGACCUGCAACUGCAUGAUUUUAUGCAUUGCAACGCUGCCAAAUAAUGGGUUGAUUGGAUAAUUUCAUAAAUAAGCAGGGUUACUGGUGUUCCUAUUAAAGUUGCCAGUGAGUAUAGUUACUGUAUAUUAAUCAUUACUUUUAUACUCUUGAUGAAUUUCAUGGUUCCAGAAGCUAAAUCCCUUGAAGCUUUGUGAUAAACAAGCCAGGUCACUUUUUUUCUGAUGAUGCUGUUUUUUUGUGUGUGUGUUGCUAUGAUGCAAUUAUGGUUGUGAAACUACAUUCAUUACAGACCUGCCUACGUUUACUAUUGCCCUAUAUCUGCUAUAAUGAUGUAUUAUGUGUUAGCUAUCUGUCCAUCCAUUCAUCUCUCCAUUUACUAAGGUUCUCAGGAAGAAAGGCACUUACUGCAUGGAUGGUGCAUGGGAUUGGAGUUUAUUCCCCCUAGGACACCACACAAGAUUGAUUUAUGUCAUUUAGGCCACAAUCUGUGUAAGUCACAAGAUGUAUAUCAUCAGUGAUGGUUCAUGUUAGACAGGCACUUAGUUGCUGAAAUUAAAUGUAGCCUUUGUCAUAGUUUUAUUCCGUUUUGUCUCAGUACUCUGGUUGAAAGUAUUAGAGUCCCUGUUGUGUCACUGCUGGAGAUGGUGUUGUAGUCCUUGUAAUCUGAGAGAAGGAGGCAGCUUUAGGGCAUUUGGCUGCAGCUAUUUUAAUCUUAAGGCUGAAGCAUUAAGUCAGAGUACUGAGACUCACACUACAGUUGUAAGUGGCUUCCUUCUGGCCAAUAUCUCUAAUAACGCUGAAGAAAAAAAUAGAAGAACUUGUACAUGUAAAUUACAGUUGUGCAGUUAGUGUUCACAUUAUUUUGAACUUAUAUGUGUUAUGCUGAGUGUGAAUCUAGUAUUAUUCACCACAGUAUCUGUGUGUGUGUGUGUAUGUGUGUGUGAGAGAGAGAGAAUUAGUAGGUGCUUGCCUUUUGCCUCUCCCCUCAGUAAUUCACCCUACUUUUCUUUCAUGGCUGAAUAUCUCCAUGACGACCCCAUCCUCUCCAUCUCUCUCUGUCUCUCUGUCUCUCUCUCUCUCUCUCUCUCUCUCUUGCGCUCUCGCUCUCACACACUCACUCGAGUGUGCGUCAUCCACAUGAAAAGUGCUUGGUUUCCCUUUGGAACUCAGUCUACCACCCCACGCACACUCACCUGCAAAAUCCCAGUUCCUCUUUGCUCAUCAUCCUCUGUGUUCAGCGAGACGUCAUUCACAUACACACAAUAGGAGAGCACGUCAUGUUCUCCAAAUAAGCGCGCGCUUCAUAAGAAGAAUAAGACAGAGAGAAAGACAGAGAGAGAAGGAGAGGGAGGGGAUAAAGUCUUAUUGUUCUUGAGCAGCGUGCACUGGAGGUGUGGCAUCUUCCGGGCGUUGUCGUGGAGACGGAGGACUGGCCAAGCGCUGUUGUCUUUCUUCCUCCAGGCUCAUCACCAAGACGCUGAUCACAGGGAGGCUGAUCCUUAUGGCAAGAGCCGCAGCCACAGAUGAUGAUCACCUUACUGUUUGCUGUCAAUGAGGUUUAAACAUGUGCAGUCUGAGAUAGAAUAACAGGUGGUCAUGCUGCUCUCUUUGUUCUCCUGUGCUGUGGGCUUCUCCCUCCUACCACUCCUCCUGUUCCCAUACCCUGCCCAGGCUUGCCCUGCCCGUUGUGAGUGUUCUGUGCCCACACGCUCAGUCUCGUGCCACCGCAAGCGGCUGGCACAGGUGCCCGAAGGCAUCCCCAUUGAGACACGAGCACUGGAUCUCAGCAAAAACCGUCUGCGCAUUAUCACACCACAGAAUUUCUCUGGCCUUCUGUUGCUAGAGGAGCUUGACCUGAGCACCAACCUGUUGUCAUCUGUGGAGCCCGGAAGUUUCCGUGCCCAGCCGCGCUUACGAACACUGCGUCUGCGCAACAAUCAGCUGACCCUGCUGCCACGUGGUGCACUUGCUGGCCUGGGUGAGCUCACUCUACUGGAUAUCAGCCAGAACCGUCUGGUUAUCCUGCUUGAUUACGGCUUUGAAGACCAGCGGCGUCUACGUGUGCUUGAGCUUGCUGACAACGAGCUGGUUUUUGUUGCACCCCGUGCAUUCAGUGGCUUGCCUGCAUUGCGCUCACUGACACUGCAGCGCUGUAACCUGAGUGCUGUGCCCAGCCACGCACUGGCGCACCUGCAUGGUCUAACCAGCCUUCGCCUUAGACAGCUGGACAUUGCAGAACUGCUACCACACACCUUCAAGGGCCUGGGCCGUCUACGUCAUCUUGAGGUAGAUCAUUGGCCAGCACUGGAAGCUGUGCCCUCUCUUGCCCUGCAGGGUCUGAAUCUUAGCACGCUCUUCAUCACCCAUACCAACCUUUCAGCGGUGCCAGUGCUGAGCCACUUGUCCUAUUUGACCCAUGUGAACUUGUCAUACAGCAGCGUGAGGGUGCUGCCAGCUGGCUGGCUGCGUGGCCUGGACCGGCUGGAAGUGGUGCAUGUACGCAGGGCUCAGCUGGUGCGUGUGGAGGCCCAGGCCUUCCAAGGGGCACUGUCACUGCGCCUGCUUGACCUCUCUUACAAUCGCCUGAAUACAUUGGAAAGAGCCACACUGCCAGCAUCUGUGGCCCUGCAGAACCUCCUGAUUGGCCAGAACCCAUUAGUGUGUGACUGCCGUCUGCGCUGGCUACUUCAAAGGACACUGCCUCUACAAUUUGGGGAGGUGCAACCUCAGUGCACAACCCCUGCUGCUCUGGCUGGGAAACCUUUCAGUGAAGUAGUAGAGCCACUGCUCUCCCGCUACGUCAUAUGUACCAAACCCAGGGUCGUUGCCAUGUCGACACAACCAGCCCAAGCAGAAGAGGGACAAAAAGCGUGGUUGUACUGCACAGCAGAUGGCGCUCCGCCCCCCUCUGUCUCCUGGCUGACACCACACAGGAGGCACAUCACCACCAAAAGCACAGGUCGUAUGGUUGUCCAUGGCAAUGGUUCAUUGGAGUUCCGGGUAGUGGAGCCUCAGGACAGUGGUAUUUAUGUGUGUGUGGCAUCCAAUCCUGCAGGCAAUUCUACCCUGUCCAUAACACUAGCUGUCAAAAGCCUGGGCCUUAGGGACGGGGCUCUCUAUGCCAACCGCAGCUUUAUCUUUGAUCCUGAUUACAAUAGCUCCUUAAUCAAUGGCACAGAGCACUACACAAUCAGGAUGGUGCUGGACUUCACUACUAUUCUUGUGUCUACAGCUAUGGGCUGCCUCAGCUUCCUGGGUGUGGUCCUCUUCUGUUUCCUGCUUCUGUUCGCUUGGAGCCGAGGCAAAGGCAAGCACAGAGGAAGUGUGGACAUCCAGUAUGUUCCCCGCAAGAGGAAAGGAGGCAGCAGUGAGCUUACUGAGACCAGUGGCCCCAGACGUGUUAACAUGAAGAUGAUCUGAGAGCCAGAUGGUUCCGAAAGCAUAACCUUGAUCUGCUGAUAGCCAAACUUUAGGAUAGAGGAAAAAGGAGAGAAAGACCUGCAACCAUGGUGGCCAAUAGAGAUUGGCAGCACACUGUUUCAGUUUGUGUGCUUUAGUGUGAAUGUACAUUUGAGGUACCUAUGACGUACGUACAUAUGAAUGUACGUAUGUCAAGUGAAAUAUAGUGUGUGCAUUUAUGGGCAUGUGUGUGUCUAUAUUAUAUGGAUGUAUUCAAUUGUGAGAGUUUACACAUACUAUCCAAACAGAGUCACUUAUCAAAAAAAAGUAUUUGCGUGUCUUCUGCAAUGUUUUGUCUGGAUAGCAUUAUUGGGACAGCACAGACAUGGGCAGAGGGCACAUUGUUGUAUAAAUAUCAUGUUUGUGAGGGAGAAAAUGGUCUGUUUCUACAUUUUAGGUUCCACUAUUAUUAACCUUUGAAUUGCUGCAAAAACUCUAACUGUCUUCCCCAACAAGUAAAUUAUAUACAGGAAGAAGCCUCAGCAGUGCUAUGUUGUGAAGUGUUUGGUUUUGCUCCGAAUAUCUAUUCUCCCCUGCGAGAUCCUGAGGUUAGGGGAGCCUCUGGGAAAAGAGGAACAUCAUCUGCCAUUUUGUUGUAAAAAAAAAAAAAAAAAAAAAAAAAAAAAGAAAGAAAAUAAAAUGUGUUGCUAGUGAGGACCUGUUUGAAAUGGUGGGUACCAGGGGCUGUGUUUGUGACUCAGUGGAAAUCUGUGAAACUGUUUUUUGAUGUUCUGUCAAAUGCUGCUCAGAUGUUUUUACAUAAUAAAUAUAUUGGUAUAUUUUCCAAAGAAAAUAAAUAUAAAUCAUACAGUUUGAUUGUUGUACCAUUACAAACCAGAAUCUGGUUCUUGUUACUGUGUCUAAUGGUCCAGUGUUCUCUUAAUCCAGCAUAUACCAUAUUCAACCAUUUCAGUCAUUUGAGUGUUAUCUUAAGCAAAUGACACUAUUAAAUAUGAAAACUUUAUUUGGCUAAACCAAUAUUCUAUUAUAUAAUCAAAGGCAAAAGUUUAUACCCUUAGAGCAAGAUGAAGAAGGUCAAGAAUUUUCAAUAAGACAAUUAGUAUGUCAUAUUUUACAGAUCUUUCAUUAUCACAAAAAUGGUACUGAUGUAUAAUGUAUGUUAAGAUAUGAAUAGUGAAAAAUAUAAAAAUUAUUUCAGUUGAA
Molecule: messenger RNA, 4991 nt
Organism: Pangasianodon hypophthalmus (striped catfish)
Lineage: Eukaryota; Metazoa; Chordata; Actinopteri; Siluriformes; Pangasiidae
Gene: lingo2b
Product: leucine rich repeat and Ig domain containing 2b
Exons: 3
Coding region: 1965-3788 (607 amino acids)
Cellular component (GO): extracellular region
Molecular function (GO): protein binding
Source: RefSeq, a predicted model, not a curated record